AUGUCUGACAUCACCGAGACUAAGCCCGACCCCGCCAUCUCUGCCUCCGAGACCCAGCCUGAGGAGAUCACCACCGCCACCGGCGAGGGUGAGCAGUCUACCACUGAGGCCGUUGCCGAUAGUGUUACUGAGACCGCUGAGAAGGCUGUUGACACCGCCAAGGAUGCCGCCGUGAAGACCUCUGACAGCAUGUUCUCCAUGUUUGGUGGCGGUCCCAAGAAGGAGAAGAAGGAGGAGGCCGAGGAGCCUACUGAUGAGCCCUCCGGUUCUUCCAAGGCCCAGAAGGCCAACGAUGAGGACGAAGUCGAGGAGUCCGCCGAUGUCCACUUCGAGCCCGUCAUUCACCUGACCGAGAAGGUUGAGACCAAGACCAACGAGGAGCUUGAGGAGCAGUCCUUCAAGAUGCGCGCCAAGCUCUUCAAGUUCGACCGCGAGUCUAAGGAGUGGAAGGAGCGUGGUACCGGUGACGUCCGCCUGUUGAAGCACAAGGAGAACCAGAAGACCCGCCUCGUCAUGCGCCGCGAUAAGACCCUCAAGGUCUGCGCCAACCACUACAUCGUCCCCGACAUGAAGCUGAGCGCCAACGUCGGCAGUGACCGCAGCUGGGUCUGGAACGCCGCCGCCGAUGUCUCCGAGGGUGAGCCCGAGGCCCAGACCCUGGCCAUCCGUUUCGCCAACAGCGAGAACGCCAACGCCUUCAAGGAUGCUUUCGAGACCGCCCAGGUGGAGAACGAGAAGCUCUUCAACGCUGAGGACCCUGAAGAUAGUCCUGAGGACCCUCUGACCUCCUUUGAGCUUAAUUCACCGCUUCAUCAAAUUGCCUUGAGAAUAUAUCAGAGACGCAACUUCACUAUAUACGAGUUCUUGCUGCCUGGUUACUUUGAGACAACCGCGCAAACUUGUCUCCGAGACGCCCACCUCUCCGCACUCGUCAAUAAAAUAAUCAUGCCUGACGUCAAGCGCACUGUCCGUCUCAUCACCGAGCAGAACAUUAUAGAUAAGCCAUCGGAGGUCGAGGGCUUCCCGCAACGAUCUUGGCAUAUUGAGGUCUGGCUCGUGAACGAGAAGGGCGCCUUGGUCCCCGCGAACAUCUUCGACAAGGUCACCUACCACUUGCACCCCAGUUUCGGUGAACGUGCCACGCAGGUCUUCAAGCAGCCACCGUUCCGCAUUCAGGAGGAAGGAUGGGGUGAAUUCGAUAUGUCCAUCGAGCUUACUGCCGACAAGUCGUACACCAUUCAACAUGAUCUGAACUUCGCCCAGACCCGUUAUGAAUCUAAGCAUGUUCUCACCUUCAAGAACCCCAAGCCUGCCUUGAUGGCCGCGCUGCGCGAGUCCGGUCCCGUUCCCGGUGACGAGAAUGGUAUCAAGCACAAGCGUCCUGCUGGUGGUGAGGAGAGCGCCAAGAAGAAGAAGCGCACAGAUAAGAAUGUCGACAUGGACAAGCUUGCCGAUGGGCUUCAGAAGCUGAACGAAGACGAUCUUCUGCAGGUUGUGCAGAUGGUUCAUGACCACAAGGCGGCGGACUCAUACACAAAGAACGAUGUUGAGCGUAAGUUUCUCUCUAUCCUCGGGUUAUAUCAGAGGGAAAAUAUAGAUCUCCGCUUCCUUGACGUUUACUCUGAACAAAACGCUAACCAUUCCCCUUUCAAUUCUACAGUCGGAGAAUUCCAUGUGGAUUUGUACACUCUCCCGGACGCGUUGAUCAAAAUGCUCUGGGAUUUCACGGCGGAGCGCGGUGCCCUGUAA
Messenger RNA from Penicillium expansum, 1749 nucleotides. RefSeq names its product Ran GTPase-binding protein YRB1. The record is from RefSeq and is a predicted model, not a curated record. Gene Ontology annotation, biological process: regulation of DNA-templated transcription; nucleocytoplasmic transport. Bases 1 to 1749 code for a protein of 582 amino acids. Lineage: Eukaryota; Fungi; Ascomycota; Eurotiomycetes; Eurotiales; Aspergillaceae. Gene Ontology annotation, molecular function: GTPase activator activity. The transcript has 12 exons. Gene Ontology annotation, cellular component: nuclear pore; cytoplasm.